Molecule: messenger RNA, 2816 nt
Organism: Strongylocentrotus purpuratus (purple sea urchin)
Lineage: Eukaryota; Metazoa; Echinodermata; Echinoidea; Camarodonta; Strongylocentrotidae
Product: hexuronate transporter-like
Exons: 8
Coding region: 538-1761 (407 amino acids)
Biological process (GO): transmembrane transport
Cellular component (GO): membrane
Molecular function (GO): transmembrane transporter activity
Source: RefSeq, a predicted model, not a curated record
UCGAUGAAGCGAGAGCCUGAGUGGUCAUUUUCCCACGUUUUAUACAUGUACCUUCCAAUAAAUGUUCAAUAUAAAUGUACUUCCAGUGAUACUCUCUGGUGUUCUGAUUGAUUUAAAAGAACAAGAUCGAUAUAACAAAUGCUGAAAUUAAGCUGGUCGGCGAUUUCCAUACAAUCACGCCAUGGAUGAUAUCAUGAUCGAUGAGGGCGACGAUGUCGGUGAAAAUUGCGAAGUGUUGACGAUCAGCAGAACGAAGGCCGCCGAUCGCGACGAUGAGACGCUGGUGGGUCUAGGAUGGAGGGUUUUUGGGUUGAUUAUCGUCACGCUUAUUACCGUGAUGCAAUCUACUCAGGAGUACCUUCUUGUUGUAACAAUAUUUGGAAUGGCUGAAGAAUUAAAGUUCGGAGAAACAGAAUGUCAGGUGAUCAACGGAACAGCAGCACGUGACUAUAUUGGUGAUCUCAACAUGACCGGAGAGGAAUUGUGCGCUGAGGCAGGAAGGUGUUCUGAAAACAGCACGUUUUUCUUACCAGAUGUAUGUGGGGUACGGUACACGGGACGAGGUACACUCUAUAUGACGUAUUAGCUGGACCAAUUUACCUCAUCAUAGAAGGAAUUGCAACGGUGCCACUUAUAGGCUUGGUUCAAGGACUUUCCAUAAGGGCACCGUUAUCCAUUGCAAUGUUUACUGUGUUGUGGACACUCUGUACUCUGCUUACAGCCUUUGUUAAUGACUACUGGGCCGUCGCCUUGCUCCGGUUCCUAUUUGGCAUAUUCGCCGGCCCUCUCCGAUCGCUGAAAAUUGCUUACCUCGCCCAUAUCUUUCCAACGGAAGUACACACCAUCGUCUUUGGUAUUUCAGAGUACGGACACCCGUUGGGAUUUGGCGUCUCCUUUCUUUUUGUCAACGUCACGAAUACCCUCGGUUGGAGAUGGUGUUAUAUAAUUUGUGGAGCCGCGGGUCUGUUCCUCGCCUUAGCAUCAUGUUUCAUGGCAAAUCCAAAAGGACCGCGCCCCCAUGACAAGAUAAACAGCGUGGCAUCGUCAUGGAAACAGCAGCGCUCCAGUUUGAGACAGAUACCAUGGGCAUGUGUAAUGUGCGUUAUCCUGAGCAACACAGCAUGUGCUUCAGCGAUCUUGGUCGGAUCCUACAACACCACUAUCUAUCUGGCGGAGUACUUUCCCGAGUUUGAUGUCAGUGUGAUAGGUUUGAUUACAAUAGUCGCAGGCUUCAUUGGUUCCGUCUUUGGCGGGUGGAUGGGUGAUCGUCUGAGGAAGAUUUCUGGAAUACGUGCGAGAAUUGGACUCUGCAUUGUUCUGCAGAUUUUCGGGUUCGUUUUAGUGACGUUGAUUUACCAAACUCCUCUCACAGCUUUAGUGAUUUUAUUCAGUAUAAAUCUCUUCGGCCAUUAUUGGUUCUCGGUUGUCCUUAUAUCCAUCCUCUCCGAUCUAACUCCGCUCGAUUGCAAGACAGGAGUCUUUGCCAUCGCCUACUUCUUCACUCACUCCAUAGCGGGUACUGUUAAUCUGGCCGUUACCCCGAUAUCAUCCAUAACGAGCCUACGAACAGCGAUCACAGUGCUAGGUGCAACACUCGUAGGAGUCAGCGCCCUCAUACUAGUCAUACCCAUCGGGUGUUCGCUGGUUCCAGGUACAAAACCGAAACACGAGACUAAUCGAAAUGAGGACAAAGACGAGGAGGUAAACGAAAGAACUCCUUUGAGAAUGUCAUACGACGAAAAAGAAAAUGGUCAGAUUUGAUAAGAACAAGGUUCUGAGGUAUUCAACAAAAAAAAAAAAAAAAUAUUAUUGUAAUUUAUUUUGGUCAUAUAUAAAUAUUAUAUUUUACUUUAAAAAUGAUGCACACUUUUAUUUAGUGAAUGCCACUCAUGUUGGAUAAAUCUUGAUUAAUCAAGUUUAAUUACUUUUAAAUAUCACUUGAAACAUAAACUUCUACUCCAGUAUGAAAAUGUUUAAGGUCAUCAUGAUAGAGACCAUCGGUAUUAUCAACACUUUUGGCUGGCUGCACCACACACCCGUUUUUGUUCUUUUGUUUUGUUUUUGUUUUAUAUAUUAUGUAACAAAUGUAUUAUGUAAAGGGAACCUUAAUUACAAGCAUAAUGCUUCCAAGGUUUCCUCCUCAUUACUGCAGAUAAUUGUUAGCAUCAUAAUGUAUUUAAUGACUUGCCAUUACAUCGUUUUUAUUACUGUUGUAUCAAUCGAAUAUUAUGUACAUGUUUUGUUACCUUGUAUAGGCCUUACUUUGUAAAUUCUUUUCAUAUGCAGUUAAUGUGGAAAUAAAACCUAAAUAAUAAAAUAAAAUAAUUAAAUUGAAUUAAAUUAACUUAAACAGUGAAGGUGUAGAGGUGGACGGGUGGAUGAGUCCCCGGAAUGUGGGUAACAAGUUGCGGGGUUCAAAUCCCUGCCACAUCAUUGAUGUCAUUUGGCAAGACAUUAAACUACGUGUGCAACUCAGCUCUCCCUCCAGGUACACGCUAGAAAGAAAUGUCUUGAAUGCUGUGGCGCCAUAAAAUGAUACAUGUACUUGUAUAAAACACAAUAGAGUAUAUCUACUGCACUAUGUUAAUACAUUUACAUUUAUUAUUUCUCAUAACUAGUUUUCAUAUGAAUUUUAUUCCCAGUGAGAGAUCCAGGGGGGGGGGGGGAUUCCUGGACUCAAGGGAAGGGGGUGUGGGGAGGUUCAUGUCCAAAAAUGUCCGAUAUGUAAAAACAAAAACAAAGACAGUUUAAAAGAAAAUUCUCAUGUUUUUUCAGGUGCCUUGUUGACCACAAUACUACUUCUCCAUCCAAACAUU